AUGGCCUUCUUCAACUUGUAUCAGUUGGGAUAUCAAAAUCCCUUUCGGAACAAGAAAAGGGACACAACUGAAAAAACAAACCAGAAGGAACCAGUACCCACUAGGCUUCCUCCGAUUAUCGCAGAAGAUGGGAAUUACUGCGUACACCAGAACAGCCACACAAGGUACCACGAAGCCGUGCGGAAGGUGUUGUUAAAGACAUUCCCCAAUCAGGUCUUCAGAGUCCCCCUGACUGAUGCUCAGAACUUCAGCUUCUGGCGGUCCCACAGUCCGGGAGCGCGCCCAGAGGAAACCACGCCAUGGAUCCGGAGCCCCCGCCACUGCCUCAUUAAAAGCCCAAUGACCAGGUUAGGCUGGACGGGUGGGGUGGGAGGUCAAGGAAAGUACGACUCCUUCCCCUCCCCUCACUGA
This is a messenger RNA of Phacochoerus africanus (Common warthog), 411 nucleotides long. It is a transcript of the gene SPMIP11, whose product is annotated as testis expressed 49. Bases 1 to 411 code for a protein of 136 amino acids. The transcript has 3 exons. The record is from RefSeq and is a predicted model, not a curated record. Lineage: Eukaryota; Metazoa; Chordata; Mammalia; Artiodactyla; Suidae.